Fusarium sp. VM40 is the source of this 1026-nucleotide messenger RNA. Lineage: Eukaryota; Fungi; Ascomycota; Sordariomycetes; Hypocreales; Nectriaceae. The record is from the annotation of a GenBank genome assembly.
AUGUCUUCCGCUACCAAAGAUGUCCUAGCUAAGGUGCAGCGCAUGAUUCCUCCCAUGCUGGAAAAGUUUCACAAGGGCCAGUUGGGUAGAGUGGCCGUCAUCGGUGGCAGUGAGAAUUACACAGGCGCACCCUACUUUUCGGCCAUGGCGAGCGCAAGACUAGGCUCUGAUCUGUCUCAUGUCAUUUGCACCCCCGCCGCUGCGACUGUCAUCAAAUCAUACUCACCAAACCUCAUGGUUCACCCGCUGAUGCGCCAGAGCCAAAAUGCAAAGAAGGAGCAUGAGCCCGCGGCUUGGGAUGCGUCCAAGGACCCCGAGUCCAAUGCUGAACAUAUCGCCUCUCAGAUCAAGGAUUUGCUGCCUCGCCUCCACGUUCUUGUGAUUGGACCUGGUCUAGGCCGCGAUCCGUUGAUGCAUGCCACUGUCGCCCAUGUUAUCCGAGCCGCCCGUGAGCAGGAGCUGCCAGUUGUUUUGGACGCCGAUGCCCUAGCUAUCAUUCACACACAGCCGGAGCUGGUGAGCGGAUACACUGGUGCUGUGCUCACACCUAACGUCGUCGAGUUUGGAAAGCUGUGUGAUGCCCUGAAAGUCAAGGUUGAUGAUGAUGCCCCGGAGACAGCACGUGUCGAGGCUCUGGCCAAGGCUCUCAAGGGUGUGACGGUUGUUCAGAAGGGUGCAAAGGACUACAUCUCCAACGGUGAGACGACAUUGACAGUUGAUCUCGAGGGUGGUAAGAAGAGGAGCGGCGGACAGGGAGACACCUUGACUGGUUCUAUUGCCACUUUCUUGGGCUGGAGAAGAGCCUACCUUGACGGUCUCUGGGACGUAGGCAAGAACCCCAUUGAUGAGCAUGAGUUGGUCGGACUAGCAGCUUUCGGUGGCUCUGCUAUCACAAGAGAGUGCUCUCGCUUGGCCUUCUCCAAGAAGGGACGCAGUCUGCAGGCAAGCGACCUGACUGACGAAGUGCACAUCUCGUUCCUCAACAUAUUUGGUGAGGAUGAGGCGGUGAAAGAGUCCAGGUUGUAA